AUGUCAAUUAAAUUCGUCACGUCUGCUGCUGAUCUUGACGCUUACCUUGAGGGUAACCGAUUUGUGAUGGUCAAUUUCACAGCUCUGUGGUGUGGUCCAUGUCAAGCAGUGAAGCCAAUUUUAGAUCAACUUUAUAUUGACCCAGAUCAAAAAUAUAUCGGUGUAGAAAUGGUUAGAGUUGAUUUAGAUACUCAAAGAGAAUUAUCUGCCAGAUAUGAAAUCACUAGUGUUCCUACAUUUUUGUUUUUCCGUGAAAAGCAAGUGGUUGAAAGGAUUAAGGGUGCAAAUGUUCCUGAAUUAAUUAAACAGUUAGAUGCCUUUGCAACACAAGCACGCGAAACAGAUGCUCCUCCACGUUCUGGGAAUGGUCGCUCGGUCAAUCCAACUACCACCACCAACCCAUUAGUCAAGGAAAUCGCUGAAUAUAUCCCUAAGGGAUACGAGGUAUUAAAUGGGUCCAUUCAUUUUGGAGAAUUUGAAUCCCUUAACGUUCAUUCAUUGUAUAACAAGGAGAUUAAGGAAGUGUUCAAAUUGGACUCAGAAUUUUCUGAAAGCUCUGUAUAUUCAGACGCUGAUUCUCAAUUAUUAUUUUAUGUCCCAUUGAUGAACAUUUCAAAAGUUUAUUCCUUUUUAAUUAAAAUAUCAAAUACUCAUACAGAAGAAGGUUCCACUUUAGAUUCAGAUGACUUGAAGGAUGAAUCUCAAAGACCAAAUUUAGUUAAAGUUUGGCUUAAUCAACAAAGUAUCUUAUCAUUCGAUGAUGCAACUGAAGAUUCCAAUGCUCCUCACAUCGAAAACAUUGAUGUUACUGCUCUUAAGAAUGAUUGGUAUGAAAUCAAGGUGAAGUUUGUCCGUUUCCAAAAUGUUCAAUCAUUAAACAUUUUCAUUGAUGGUGAUGAUGAAGAUUAUCAUACGAUUGUUGAUAAGAUUGUGAUUAUUGGUGUUAAUGGAGAAUCUAAAGAACAAGGAAAGAUUCAAAAGGAUGAGGAUUGA
[Candida] anglica is the source of this 993-nucleotide messenger RNA. NCBI's taxonomy places the organism in Eukaryota, Fungi, Ascomycota, Pichiomycetes, Serinales, Debaryomycetaceae. The record is from the annotation of a GenBank genome assembly.